Molecule: messenger RNA, 5505 nt
Organism: Oryza sativa Japonica Group (Japanese rice)
Lineage: Eukaryota; Viridiplantae; Streptophyta; Magnoliopsida; Poales; Poaceae
Source: RefSeq, a predicted model, not a curated record
CCAUGCUCCCAAAUCUCUUUCUUGUUCGAGGUCGGCGAAGCGCGCGGGCGGCGGCGAUCGGCUAGGUCUCAAUGAGCGGCGGCGGGUCUCCGACGGACGGCCGGGGACCGCCGCCGCUUGGCACCUGGCUCCGGCCGCCGGCGCAACGGGUAUUCUCAUCCUCAUUCUCUCCGAUCCCAUUUCCCCCCUCCUAAAACCACACCUCCACUGGGUUUCAAUCGCUGCUUAUAAAUACACUCUUCCCCCUCCAAUCCCACAUCCAUUGGGUUUCAAUCGCCGGGGUUUAUACAAAUUCCCCCUCUAAUCCCACCUCCGACUGGUUUCAGUCGCUGCGAUUUAUCCAAUUUUCUCCUCUGCUAAUCCCUCCCCAACUGGGUUCAAAAUCCAGUUCUUUCCCAAUGUAUGGCAUUCCCGGGUGGCAUUUCGAUUCCCGACAUCCAAACGGGAAUCGACUCGCCGUUGCUGAGCUCGGUUUAGCGAACCGCCUUCUCCCCCCCGCGCGCAUGGCGCUAUAUAAACCCUCCUCCUCCUCCCAAGAAUUAGGAGAGGGACACCAAGUAGCGAAAUCCACAGCCUUUUUGAUCGAAUUGCCAUCCGCGGCGGAAUCCAUUUCGGUACCAAGCAAGCAAGCCGGUGCGAGAGGCGUCGCGGCAUUAGCGUCAGCGGCCGCUUCGUCGUCUUCGUCUCCCUUCUCCCCCCUGCCCCCCCUUCGCCGCUCGGUGUCGCAGGGUGGUGCGCUUCCUGGACGACAAUGUAUGUACUAGUAAAUUGGGGAGCUAGCGCGGCGUUGCAUUUGCUCUUUUCUGUCGUUUGCUUGAUCCUUGUGCGUUCUUGAGGUGUUUUGUGGAGCAUCUGGUACAAUCAAGAGCGGUUUUGGUUGAAUUCCGGGGACGGGUGGGUUCUUGGCUAGAACGAUCCUUCGCUUCUUGUCUUUUCUUUACGCGGGUGAAUUCAUGUAGCGGUUCGUGGAUUAUCUGGUACAAUCUUGGUGGUUCUAGUUGAACUCUGGAUACUGAUUCUUGGCCGGGACGGUGCCUUUUACUCUUGUGAUUCUUUGCGGGUUCAGCUGUUCUAGGGGUUCGUGGAUUAUCAGGUACAAUCUUGGCGGUUUUAGUUGCACUCUGGAUACUGAUUCUUGGCCAGAACGAUGUUUUGUACUCUUGUGAUUCUUUGCGGGGUGAGCUCUUCUAGGGGUUCGUGGAGUAUCUAGUACAAUCUGAGUGGUAUUGGUUUAAUUCCGAGAUUAUGUUCUUGGCUGGAAUAGUUCUUGUUUGUAGAUAUACAACUUCUCUUUUCUUCUUUUGGUGUGUUCUUGUGGAGGCAGGUCUAUGGAUUACAGGAGGAGUAGCGUUCGGCUAGUUUUGGUUGGAUUCUGAGAAGGGUUAUUGGAAAGAACAGUUCUUGCUCAUUGGGUUCGUUCUCUUACUAUGGAUAUUUUGGCUGGGUUGGUGGGUAUAGAGUUUCUGUUUUGCAUCCAACAGAUAACUUUGCACUUUGUUCUUCAGAUUUGGAACCAGGAAAACAUAAUUUUGGGUCAAUGUGGAAAAACACGAGUUGGUGCAAAUGUUUCCUCUUUUGUGGGUGCAAACAGAGAUAGAUGCAAGGAACGGGGGGCAUAUGCUCCAAUGUCAACUGGUUUUGCGGCACAAGCCAAGUUGGAUCAGUUGGAGCCAUCAUGUGCAAAUGCUAUUGUUCAGUACGCCAACAUAUCAAAGCCAAGUUGGAUCAGUUGGUAUGCAUUUUCAGCCCGGGAUGAGGCAAUACAAGCCUUGAUUAAUGAGGCGAAGUCAUACUACAUGAGGUUCCCCCCAAUACAACACCUCCAGCAGCUACCCUUACUGCAGUCACCUUCAACGCGGUAUGAUUAUGAAUCCCCAUCGCUCUAUUUGGAGCCUCAGUUUCAGUCUUUGAACAUUCCAGGUGAUGGCUUGCCAAGGGAUUAUCUAAAUGCACAAGUUAAUGUUCUCGGGUCUGAUGUCCAUGAGAUGCACAAUCAGAGGCAAUCUCAUCCUCGUGGCCGACAUAGGGAUUUCUUUGGUGAAGGUUCCGAUUUUACGAUUUAUAUUACCAUCAACUUUGAUGGCGGCAGAUUAACUAAGGAAAAUAUUUGGGACUACUUCAAGAAGUUCGGGCCUGUGAUCAAUGUCUACCUUAGCUGUAAGCCAGGGAAUGAAAAGUACACUUUCGGUUUUGUGACAUUUGAAAAUGCUGAUACGGUGAGCCUUCUCUUAUCAAAGAGCACACCUCAUUUCAUCUUUGGAGUAAAAGUUAGAGUCAAGCGUUACCUGGAAUGGACCAAACAAGAGCAAAGGAAGCUUCCUCAAGAAAACGACCAUUUUGACAAUGUUGCACACAGGACAUCAUGUGCCAAUGCCUUCGAUGGCAUGCCAAGGGAUUACCUAAAUGCACAAGUUCUCGGGUCUGGUGUCCCUGAGUUGCACAAUCAGAGGCUAUCUCAUCCUCGUGGCUCACAGAGGGAUUUCUUUGGUCACAAUCAGAGGCAAUCCCAUCCUCAUGGCUCACAGAGGGAUUUCUUCGGUCAAAGUACCGAGUUUACGAUUUAUAUUACCAUCGCUAAGAACAUAUUGACUUGGAAAAAUAUUCGGGACUACUUCAAGAAGUUCGGACCUGUGAUCAAUGUCUACAUCCCCUUUAAGCCAGACAAUGAGAAGCACACUUUCGGUUUUGUGACAUUCGAAAAUGAUGACACAGUGGGGCUUCUCUUAUCAAAGAGCACAUCGCAUUCCAUCAGUGGAGUAGAAGUUAGAGUCAAAGCCUUACCUGGAUAGGACCAAACAAGAGCAAAGGCAGCUUCCUCAGAGAAACGACCGUUUUGACAAUGUUGCACACAGGACAUCAUGUGACAAUGCCAUUGAGGGUCACUCUGGACAAAAAAUGCCGAAUUUCAUUGAACUUUCCCAGGAGACACUGACACAUCAAUUUGGAGAUUUUGAUUCACCUCUAACACAUAACCUCUCUGAGAAGAAAACAGAAUCUCCAGAAGGAGCACUCCGAGGAGGGGCGGCGAUUAGGGCGGAGUCGGCGAUCGGGGUCAGGGUGGCCGGAGACGCGUUCUGGGUGGCGCGUUUGGCCGCCAACCGAUUGGGCGCCGUCAUCGGAGGCGUCGGAGGCGCGAGAUGGACCUGACCUUGCGAGAUGAAGGCGCACCUGCGCCUGUUUAUAGUGAGUGUCGUCGUCAUCUUUUAAUCCCUUUCAUUUGGUAAGUUUAAUCUGUGAUUGAGAGGUUUGGAAGUUUGUUUCUUCAAGAAAUUUGGGACUUUUGGUCGGUGGCAAUUUUUUCUAGGGUUUCAUCUAGAAUGCAAUUAGUUGAUUUUGUGUUGGUAAAUGUGUGUUUUUUUAGCUAUUGUGAUGUAAUGUAGGGUUUAGUAUGUUGUCUCAUCCCGAAUGUGUGCACUAUAUAGGUCCUGGAUCAAAGUACUUUUCAAUUGAGUUUCAUCAUGGGGGGUUUUUCUGUGGUAUGGGAGUGAACCGCACAUAUAUGGAUGGCAAAGUAGACUGGUUUGACAAUAUUGAUUCUCGAGAUUGGGGUAGAUGUCUACAUUUAGCAGACUUUGUUGCCAUGCUUGGAUAUGACUCUGAUGGAAAGUUGAAAACUUAUUGGUUAUUGCCUGGAAAGAACAUGUCUGAUGGAUUGAGGAUCAUAGACAGUGAAGUUGAGAUCAAUGUCAUGAAAUCAGUGUCAAAUAAAAUCAAGAAUUUUGUCAUCUAUUUUGAUCAUACUAAUCAUGUCUCAGGAAGAAAUAUAGAUGACAUUGUUCUGAGCCCAGAAGCUGAGUUGCCAGAGGUGUUCAACCCUAGUAGACAGUGCCAGCAGACAGAGGAGGCAGAAAGCGAGGAUAGAAACCCUAGGAAUGCACCUGAUGGACAUGUAGUGCAUGAAGAAUUGGAUGUUGGUGAAGAAAUAGUUGAGCUUUCAUAUAAACUCAGAUGACAGUGAGUCUGAUUCUGAUUUUGUUGAUAGUGAUUAUGAGUGGGAGGAUGAUGAUGAUGACCUCUUUGAGGAAAAUGUGGAUGGUGAUGUGGAAGAGGGGGAUAGGAAGAAAUUCAACCAUAAGAAGGCUGCAGGUAGUGUGUUGAAGGGCAAGAAAGUUGUGGCAGAUUUGUCAGAAGGUGACACAAGUGAUGAUGAACAACUGCACUUGCCAAGUGAUGAUGAUGAUGAUGAGUUCAACUUGAAGUUUAAGUCUUUUAAUCCUGAAGACAUUAACAACCCAAUCUUCAAAGUAGGCAUGGUAUUCUCUUCAGUUGAAUUAGUUAGAAAGGCUAUCUCUGAAUAUAGCAUGAAGAACAGGGUGGACAUAAAGAUGCCCAGGAAUGAUAGAACUAGGAUCAAGGCACAUUGUGCAGAAGGAUGCCCCUGGAACUUUUAUGCUUCAAUGGACAGCAGGGCAAAGGCCUUCAUUGUUAAGACAUAUGAGCCCCAUCACAAAUGCAAGAAGGAGUGGAUUCUAAAAAGGUGUACUGCAAAAUGGUUAGCUGAAAAGUACACUGAGUCAUUUAGGGCUGAUGGGAAGAUGACCAUUCCUAGCUUUGCAAAGACAGUACAAAAAGAGUGGAACUUGACUCCUUCAAGAAGCAAGCUUGCAAGAGCUAGGAGGCUGGCCCUAAAAGAGAUAUAUGGUGAUGAAAUAGCCCAAUACAACUUGUUGUGGGAUUAUGGCAAUGAACUAAGGAGGUCCAAUCCUGGGAGUUCUUUCUAUCUUAGGUUAGAUGAGGGCAAAUUUAGUAGCUUGUACUUCUCACUAGAUGUAUGCAAGAGAGGAUUCCUCAGUGGUUGCAGGCCAAUCAUUUGUCUGGAUGGUUGCCACAUCAAGACCAAAUUUGGAGGUCAAUUGUUGACAGCAGUUGGAAUUGAUCCCAAUGACUGCAUAUACCCCAUUGCAAUGGCUGUGGUAGAAGUUGAGUCUUUCAGCACAUGGACAUGGUUUCUUGAUACCUUGAAGACUGAACUUGGGAUAGUGAACACCUCUCCAUGGACCAUUAUGACAGACAAACAAAAGGGAGCGCUGUCUUCCAGAUGACCUAUUUAGUGAGGAACAGUGAAGGUGAAGCAGCACUUGUAUGACUUUGCUAGUUCCAAGCCACCUAAGCCAGUCAAACAAAAGGGAAAGUUUGUGUACAGUGGCCCGGAGGAAUGUUUCUUAGUUGAUUGAUUUUGGCGUCACACUGAAGUCGUUAGGAUAUACUACUACACGUAAACAUGGUUAAGUAGCAGUUGAUGUUAAUGCUGAAACAGCUUAGUGCACUUAAGAGUGUAGCCAUACAAUACAUGUUAAUCUUUCUGUGACAAGAAUGAAACUGUGUUAAUCUUGUGACAGUUUCAUUCUUGAGUGUACAUUCUUUGGGGGGCUGAUUACCUAUUUUUUGACAAGGUGGUUGAAUGCCUAUCGAGUGUAGAUUUGCUCAGAUAUGUGGGUUAAACCGGUUGCAUCUUAUUAACAUUGUAUAUAAUUGUUAUUAUAAUUGGAGAAGUGUUUAGACCUA